GGCAGCGUGGUGGGCAGAAACCUCAACCGCUUCUCCUGCUUCGUCCGCUCCGGGGUGGAAGCCUUCAUCCUGGGCGACGUGCCCCUGAUGUCCAAGAUCGCCGAGACCUACUGCAUCGAGAUGGGCUCCAGAGGCCCGCAGUGGAGGGCCAACCCCCACCCGUUCAUCUGCUCCGUGGAGGACCCCACCAAGCAAACCAAGUUCAAGGGCAUCAAGAGCUACAUCUCCUACAAGCUGACGCCCAGCAACUUCAACUCUCCCGUGUACCGGCGCUACAAGCACUUCGACUGGCUCUACAACCGCCUGCUGCACAAGUUCACGGUGAUCUCGGUGCCGCACCUGCCCGAGAAGCAGGCCACCGGCCGCUUCGAGGAGGACUUCAUCGAGAAGCGCAAGCGGCGGCUGAUCCUCUGGAUGGAGCACAUGACCAGCCACCCCGUCCUCUCCCAGUACGAGGGCUUCCAGCACUUCCUCUGCUGCCGCGAUGAGAAGCAGUGGAAGCUGGGCAAACGCCGGGCGGAGAAGGACGAGAUGGUGGGCGCCAGCUUCCUCCUCACCAUCCAGAUUCCCACCGAGCACCAGGACCUGCAGGAUGUGGAGGACCGCGUGGACGCCUUCAAGGCCUUCAGCAAGAAGAUGGAUGACAGCGUCCUGCAGCUGACCAACGUGGCGUCGGAGCUGGUGCGCAAGCACGUGGGGGGCUUCCGGAAGGAGUUCCAGAAGCUGGGAAAUGCCUUCCAGGCCAUCAGCCACUCCUUCCACAUGGACCCUCCCUACAGCUUGGAUGCCCUCAACAAUGCCAUCUCCCACACGGGCAAGACAUACGAGACUGUGGGGGAGAUGUUUGCUGAGCAGCCCAAGAACGACCUGUUCCUCAUGCUGGACACUCUCUCCUUGUACCAAGGGCUCCUCUCCAACUUCCCGGACAUCAUCCACCUGCAGAAAGGUAAGGGGGCAUUCUUCUCCCCAGGAAUGGCCCCUUGUGAGUGGGAAUGGUGCUGCAAGUGGGAUGGGGAUGCAAUGAGGAAAUCCUUUGUUGGGCCUGUCUUCUACCAGCGCGUCAGCCAGCAGCUGGAGAAGACGCUGCGCAUGUACGACAACCUCUAACCCCAAUCCCGCCCUGCCUGCAGCCCCCGGGGCUCCUCACACGGGCUGGAACUCACCACGCUAGUGACCAAAUGACUCUGGGCUGCUCCCCCUUCCCGCGCUGGCAGGGAAGGGCUCGCCCGCGGGCUGGCCGUGCCACCUCUUCCUUUCUUUCCAUGGGGACCUCCCACCCUGCCACGGGUCUGGCAGGAGCAUGAGGGGAUCACUAGAGGGACAGGUGGGGAGGUAACGGUGCUGGGGUGUGUGCCCAGUGAUUUUUAGCUUUCUGAAACCCACUCUCCUGGAGCAGGGGUGGGUGCAUCCCAGCCCGCUGGGAGGAGAAAUCCAAGCGGUCGACAUUUUGCACACUAAAAGCUUUUCUGAUGGAAAAAAAAAAAGAGAGGAUAAGAGAUCUUUAUUUGGAAGAGAUUUUUUUUUGUUUGUUUGUCACAAGAUGUUUUCAAUAUUUUCCAUUUUUCUGCAGCAUUUUUACUGAUCAGUUUUUAACUAGAUGCACAGAGGCAAAGAGAAAUCUCUUUCUCAAGUAUGGCUGCUGACUGGGAAAAGGGAUAAAAAAGGAAAAAAAGGGAAAAAAAUAGCCCCACAGCCUUUUCAAUAAAAUCAUUGGUAGAAAAAACA
Zonotrichia albicollis (white-throated sparrow) is the source of this 1725-nucleotide messenger RNA. The record is from RefSeq and is a predicted model, not a curated record. NCBI's taxonomy places the organism in Eukaryota, Metazoa, Chordata, Aves, Passeriformes, Passerellidae.